Messenger RNA from Eleginops maclovinus (Patagonian blennie), 4331 nucleotides. RefSeq names its product protein phosphatase 1 regulatory subunit 3A (gene ppp1r3f). Gene Ontology annotation, cellular component: protein phosphatase type 1 complex. The coding region runs from base 282 to 2108 and encodes 608 amino acids. Lineage: Eukaryota; Metazoa; Chordata; Actinopteri; Perciformes; Eleginopidae. The record is from RefSeq and is a predicted model, not a curated record. Gene Ontology annotation, biological process: regulation of glycogen biosynthetic process. The transcript is spliced from 4 exons. Gene Ontology annotation, molecular function: glycogen binding; protein phosphatase 1 binding.
UGUAGGUCAGCGCUAAAAUUAGGAGCUUCUCCUUCCGCGACAGCAGCCAAACUGCUGUGCAUAAAGUCAUGUAAACCGGGGGAUACUCUAUCACAAGGGCUGGCAGCAAACACAUGUUUCCAUGGGUGACAUUUAACGCCACACUUGGACUAGAGAGGCUCUGUGCGUAACAGGAACAGCACUGGAUCUACUGCUGCGCAAAUAAUGAACCUUUGGUAGUGUUGUUUUUUAAAUUUUUUGGAGACGCCAUAUGUACUCAGCUUCCAUGAGUGUCUGCAGAAAUGUCUUUUCUAUCCAUACCAAGCCAGGAGGGCCUUUUCACCACCAUUAAAAUCGACAGAUCCGCCGUGGACGCAGAGAGAAACUGCAUGGACGAUGAUGACGAUGAUGAAGACGAUGACAGCGAAAACGUGCACCUCAUCCCCAGAUGCUCCCCGGUGCCUAGAAAGAGAGGCCACUCCAUCUACGAUGAAACCGCAGAGUAUUUACGCAUCCAAUCGGCGCUGUCCGUGCGCAAGAAGGUGCAAUUCGCCGACACAACAGGUGGGGAUCUGGUGGAUGUGAAGGAAUUUGUUGCCUUUGACUCGGACAGUGAAGAGGAGAGUGCACGGUGGGAAGAAGAGGAGGCAAAGUAUAGGAAGCCGGAGAGGGAGCCCACUUAUCAAGUGUACCCAGAGUUCAUUGCACCUAGCGGGGGGGCCCUGCUGCAGGCUGUGCAGGCCAGCAAAGUGGAGGUGGAGCAGAUUUCCCCGGUAGAGGAUGAGCCCCUUGCUUUCAGCGGGCUGAUCAGAGUCCUGAACGUGUCCUUCCACAAAGCAGUGUACAUCAGAUCUACCAUGGACAGCUGGGCGUCCUACUUCGAUCACCCUGCCGAGUACGUGCAGGGCUCUAAUGAUGGGAACACUGAUCAGUUCUCCUUCAAGCUGUCCUUUGCUCCUCCUUACAUCACUCAUGGCUCUCGCAUCGAGUUUGUUGUGCGCUAUGAGACCUCUGAUGGAGACUUCUGGGCCAAUAACUCCCAGAUGAACUAUGUGGUGACUCUGCUCCUGUCCUAUGAAGAGGAGUUGGCUCUGAAACACACCGACACGCAGCAGUUAAGAGGUAUCCUGAAACCUCCCAGACCCUACAGUAUGGAGGAUCCCUUCGAUUCAGAGGAGGAGGAGGAGGAAAAGGAUGAAGCAGAAGAAGCGGGGACCUCCAGGUCAGGACUGAACAGAGCUCCGGCUCUCUGCCCGGUCAUCAUACAGCCUGAGAUCGACAUCGAUAUUGCGGUUCACCCAUCUGUUCCUGGCGUCCCACCCACCCAAGAGCUUCCAUCUGCUGAUGUGUCCGCUCACACCGUAUCCCCAGGUGAACUAUUCCCAUGUACGUCUUCCGAAACCACCCUUCAAACUAAUUCAUCCUUUGUACUCCGGCCAAAUAAGUCACAGCCUUCACCCAGACUCCACUGUGAAUUAAGCAACCAAGCAUCAGAGCAGCCCGCAGACGGAGGUCCCUGUGCACUGCUGCCUGCUUCAAAUCCCUCCCCGACACAAGAGUCAAGUCAGAGAUCACACAGCUCCCAGGCUCGGGGAGAGGAAGUUCCUCCCUCUGAGGCCUCAUGCAUGCAUCCUCCUGCCGUGGAGAUGAAUCUGUGGGAAGCGCCGGGAGAAGACGGAUCAACCGACAGCACGGUUGAUCAUCCUUGUCUUGAACUGCCUCCAGAACGCGUCUCUGAUCCCAGUGCGACCCGGCAGGAGGUUGCAGUGGGAUGGAGUGAACUUCUUGCAGGCUUAUCAGAAGAUUACACCAGGUCUGCAGAAAAUCACGAAGGCAGCACGCCCCAAAUCGUGUCUCCUGAGAGUGAGGCAGAAGCAGAAGGUGAAGCUCCACCAUUGCCUGAACUCUCAGAGGACAAAGCUUGUCAGUCAACCUGGGAAAAGAAGGAAGAUUCACCCGAGAAUCAACCAAGCACACAGGUUCCCAAGCUUCACACGGAGCAUGAAGUAAACAUGAAUCUGAUGCCGUCCGUCGUCUUUCUGAGCGGAGUCGUCUCCCUCUCCAUCGUGUUGCAGGAACCCACUGCCCUGUUCCUCAUCGGGCUGCUUUGGGUCCUGCAUCAGUUUUAAUUAUGCCACCAGUAAUCAGUUCUCACAUAGAGUGCCUUUUUGUGAUUCCAAAAAAAGCCAACAAGUUAAAAAAUAAACACACAAGUCUGUCGUUGAAGUUGUCGUGUAUCAUUGUGUGAGUUUUAGAUAAGUAUAAGUUUUCUUGAAAUUAAAGGGUACAAUGCAAGGAGGAAUUACACAAAUACUGGUGAUACUUUUGGUGAUUUUUCUGUGAAACAAGUGGUAAGUAAUAGAUUAGUAGUCAAUUAUAACCCCACUACUAAGGGCGCGUUCACACCUGAAGGUCCAGUUCCUGCAACAGAAGGUUAUUUCAAACGAUCCAGAAAGUUGUUCAAUUAUUGGUUAUAAACUUGGCCACUCGCUACGUAUGAGGAUCUCAUGUAGCGGCUGGCUGGUUAGCUAGCUGAUCUUAUUUGACCUUGAAUGCAAUACCUGAAGCUUGAAAAAUUACCCUGACAAAGUGGCUUCACAUUUGGCUAUAGCAUGAUGCUUUGCUACUCUGCAAAACAAGUUUGUCGAUUAAUUAACAAGUUGUUCAAUUUUGGCGCUUUAGUGACUUAGCGGAUGACUAGUUAGCUAGCUAGCUUGUUCUACCGUGCUGUCAUGCUUGACUGGUAACAGAACAUAAGCCAGAUGAGAAGCAAAUGAUGUGCGACCAAAGAGUGUUUAACUUUGCCCAUUUAGCAUCUGGCUAGUUAACUAGCAUGGCUGUUUAUUCCACCAUGCUUUAAUGCUACACUGGUUAGCCUACAGAAUAAGAUACACAGAACAGCGGCUAGGAGACCACACAGCUGUGAGAUGGGAGGCUGUAGCCCAUCUGUAUUCAUGAAAUGUAGUGGAAGUCACCCUCACAACCGGGUUACUACUUCACCAGUCACCAAAACAGAAAAAAAGCCACAUAUUUUAACCAAUUAAAUGAUGGAUGAAAGGUCUGCUUCCUGUUGUUGUUUCAGUAGCUAAGUGAAUCCGGUGCUCACACUUAUCCAAACCAAGAGCAGGAAGGUAAACGGUUCUGUUAAACCGGACUAAACUAGGCUGGUGUGAACGCGCCCUAACACUAAAGCACAUCUUAUUAUCACAGGUGUUUUGUAAAGGUGUCUGUAGCUACUUUUCUCUUGUCAUGUGGAGCUGUAGCAUUAUAUUUGGAUUCAUCGAUCUGUCCUCUGAUGUUUCUUCUUCUUCUUCUUCGUCGUUGUUGUUGUUGUUGUUAGUGUAGCUAAGGUUGUUGUCUAACCCGACUGCUAUGAUAACUUUUGUGAAUUCCAUGUGUUGUUUUAUCUUUAAUGAAGGACAGAGAAAGUCUUCCUGCAGUGGGAAACUAAAGACAUUUGUUUUACAGAAAUGUGAUUUUGUUUACAAAUGGAACAAUCUGGUUUAUGUGAAUUAUCUUUGCCUUAAUGCCUAAAACAGACUGACCUGCAGUGAAAACCAGUUUGAAAUGAAUGCUAGCCUGAGAGGAAAUGUGGAAUAUUGUCUCGUGUCACAAGUGAAAGUGAUUUAUCUUUAGCUAACAAUCACAAUUGCACAUUUGCCUUCCUCUUGGAUCGUGCUGGUAGGGGUGGGAAUCCCCAGAGAGCCAAAAAUACAAUAUUAUCACAAGACUAAAAGAUAUAGAUGUGAUAACAUAUAAUCAGAUCAGUUAAUCGUGAUGUUUCAACAGCACAUUUUGCAGUUAGACAAUAUCUGAUUUAUUUAAUAAAAUUAGGAGUUUUUGCACAUGUUGUAUUUAUUUUCCGGCAAAGCCUCCAUCUUUUUUUAUUGAAGACACAUAGAAAAGACAUUUGGGACAUUCAUAGGAACCACAGUUACAAAUGGUACAACAGUUCAAAGCUACUCGUGAUCAGACUAUUGUACAUCAAUUGACCUCCAUCUUUUUUUUGACCGAUUUCACGCUAGCACCGUGAAAACCCUUGGUGCGCUUUCUAGUGGACUUUAAAAAUGCACUUGAUACCAAACUAUUCUAUUUUUAAUAUGAAUGAUAUAUCUAGUAAAAGAUGUUUAAAAAUCACAUAGCGACACUAUAUCUGUCUCCCUCCCACCUCUACUUGCUAUCCACCACAUGUUGUUGUUGUUGUUGUUGUUGUUGUUGUUGUUGUUGUUGCGCAACAUGAAAUAUUACAGUACUACUUUGACAACCUCACAGUCUGAGGCACUGAAUGACGUUUGAAGUGAUGAAAGUUUUUGCAGAGUAUUGCCAUUAAAUGUGGUUCUGUAUCCUGUCAA